UCCUGGUCAUUUGGAGCUCUCUCUCUCUCUUUCUUGGUCAUUUUGUUUAGUGUUCAGCUCUCUCUCCCUCUCUGAUCUAGAAAUGCUCACCAUCGAUCCACCAAACAAACCCACUCAUAGAACCCAAAACCCCUAAGGAAAAAUCGCAAUGGGAGAACACUUUGGCCAACAAUUCCCCUCCUCAAAACCCUAUUUCCCAUCAAAUUCUGACCAGAUCAGCCCACCUCAAUUGCUCAGUUACCCCCCAUUCCACUACCAAGCCUUUCUUUCAUCAAGUUUCUCCAAUGAAAGGGAGCACCAAAAACUGAUAAACCCUUCUGAGUUUUAUGGGUUAUUAGGUGAUCAGCUCAGUGAGGUCCACAACCAAUCUGUGGUCCUGAAAGCCCAGCAAAUGAUCACAGGUAAUACAAAUAAUAACACCAGUAAUACUAAUGUUUUCUCAGAGUCUCCAACCUCUAUGUGUGGUCCCUCAUCUCCAAGCUCCAUUGCUAAGAAUCAUGGAGGAGGAGGUGGUGGUUUUGGUGGUGGAAUGAUAAUGGGGGGAGGCGGGGAGGAGGGAGAAGAAGGUGGAGCUGGUUGUGGGAGGUGGCCAAGACAAGAGACUCUGAGGCUUUUGGAGGUGAGAUCUCAGAUGGAUGUUAAGUUUAGAGAAGCAACACACAAAGGAUCACUUUGGGAGGAGGUAGCCAGGGUUUUGGCAGAAGAGCACGGGUACCAAAGAACAGGCAAAAAAUGUAGAGAGAAGUUUGAGAAUCUCUACAAAUACUACAAGAAAACAAAGGAAGGCAAAGCAGGAAGACAAGACGGCAAACACUAUCGGUUCUUCACUCAACUAGAAGCUAUUUGCGGUGAAAUUCCGGGAAAAAUUCCAGAGAUUCCGGCCAAAAUUGUGCCUGCAAGUACUAGGAAUCAUGGAGAGAGCCCAAGCUCUUCUGAUAGCUGGAAUUGGGAGGAAAGAGAAGAAGAGGAGGGAGGAGAGAGAAAGGACAUGGAUGGUGGGUUAAGCAGUAGCAGUGGUGGUAGUGAGAUGAAGAACAAGAGAGAGAAAAUGCGGCGAAAGCAAGAUUCAAAGUGGAAGAAGAUGAAGGCCUACGUUGAGGCGCAGAUGAAAAAGCUUGCAGAGCGACAGGAAGCUUGCGUUGAGAAGGUGGUGCAGGCUCUUGAGAGGAAGGAAAGGGAGAGAAUGUGGAGAGAAGAAGAAUGGAGGAGGCAGGAGAGAGAGAGGCUAGAGGGAGAGUACCAGAUGAGAGCUAGAGAGAGAGAGUGCAUGGAAGCUCGGGACCGGGCUCUAAUGGCUGCCCUUCAAAGGAUAACAGGAGGCCAUCAACCAAAGCUUCAUAUGCCUGAACCCUAUGAAUUGCAGGAAGAGAAGUACAAGAACAUGAUGCUACACAAUUGCAGUAGUAGCCAUGGAGAGAGAAGCCAUCAGGCUUGCGAAACCCUAAUUCUCAGGCAAUCAAUGGAUGAGAUGCCAUCAAAUUCAGAUUCAAAUGGAGUUGGGCUUGAUCAGGAGAUGGGUAAUAGCACUAAUAAUUCUCUCAAAUUCUUAAUGUGCGAUGCUAAUGCUAUAGGGAACAGUUGGGAUGGUUACUCGAUGAAUAUGAGGAAACAUAUGAAGGAAUAGUAUUUAAGACAGUACAGGUGCAAUCAAUGUCAACACUAAUGCACCGGAUCCCCUCAGAACUCCCAAGUUAAGCAAUGCUUAGGCAAGACAUACACUAAUUCACCCACACUAAAGAUUAUGUGGGAGUUAUGAAGUUACGAUUGCUUUGGCAAAUUUGAACUACUGCACCGAAUUUCAUUGAAGCUCUAAAUUAAGCGAGUUUGGGCAAGAGCAGUUAAGAGUGUUUGGGCAAGAGCAGUAUGGAAAAGUUUUGGGGUGUUAUUAAGGGCAUUAAUUGAACUUGAAUGGGUGAUUAUGCAAAAAGUGGUUCUUAGAUGGUGAUUUCUCUCUCUCUUUUUCUCUCUAAUCAAGUGAGUGAAUCAACCAUAUCUUUGUCUUUUACGAUGUUGAUUUUGGAAUUUAUUGUUAAGAGUGAUACAUGAAAGGGUAACCAAUCUACUUAGAUGGGUGACCCAUCUCUCUCAUGAAUAACAUAUCAAAUGAUAGAGCUUCCUCCUUGGAGUAGUAGUUGAAGGGAUCACCUCUUGUGGACCAUAGAACAUUAAAAACCCUAGAAUUUUAUGAUGGUUAUGGUUAACCUCUUGGGAGAAGUCCUAUAUCUAUUCUCAAACGUUCAAAACUAUGGUUGAGGAAGAAGCAUAAGAGUUGAAGGGAGUUUUCUCAAUCAACUAUACUUCAUUUUCAAGAUGGAAAAGGGCUUUCAAAGACCUAAUCAGCAGAAUACAUUAAAGCAUCAAAGCUUUACAUUUUCCAAUGGUAAGUAUGGGAUUCCAGGCUCUUGUUUUGGUGUUUGGGGUUUGAUUGAGUUCCAUGAAAAACUCUUGUUUGGUUAUUAACUUGUUUCUUGUCUGUUUAGAACUUGAUUAUAAAUUUGUAAUUGGUGGAUGCCAAAUUUGAACUUUGUGGAGAAAUCUAAUUGUUGAAUGUAAUGGAUUAAUU
Molecule: messenger RNA, 2563 nt
Organism: Amborella trichopoda
Lineage: Eukaryota; Viridiplantae; Streptophyta; Magnoliopsida; Amborellales; Amborellaceae
Source: RefSeq, a predicted model, not a curated record